Jaculus jaculus (lesser Egyptian jerboa) is the source of this 3908-nucleotide messenger RNA. Its product is annotated as integrator complex subunit 6-like. The record is from RefSeq and is a predicted model, not a curated record. Gene Ontology annotation, biological process: snRNA 3'-end processing. Bases 369 to 3062 code for a protein of 897 amino acids. NCBI's taxonomy places the organism in Eukaryota, Metazoa, Chordata, Mammalia, Rodentia, Dipodidae. Gene Ontology annotation, cellular component: integrator complex. The transcript has 18 exons.
CGACAGAAGUUGUGUGUCAGUGAACAGAGAGGGCUCUCAGUCUGGGGCGAGCGCUCUAUUGAUCGCGGACGGAUGCUCAGGCUGUAGCACUGGCAGCGGCCGCGGCGGCUGUAGUGGUGGCAGGAGAAGGGGGAAACUGGGACGGCCCUCAGAGCUACACACACACUUUCAAGUUCCCUUGGAGGGAAAGGAGUUGGAAUUGCAGAAAGAGGCCAAAUACGGUCCCAUCUGCCCCAUCCGGGCUCCCCCUCUUCUUCUUGCUCCCAGUUCCCUGGCUCUGCGAGAGUUCAGGAUUUGGGCAGCCGUACGUGGCAGUGAGGGCAAGAGGGCCAGGAGCGUGGGGAGCAGAACCAGAGGUGUGGGGGAAGAUGCCCAUCCUGCUGUUCCUUAUAGAUACGUCCGCCUCCAUGAACCAGCGCACUGACCUGGGCACCUCCUAUCUGGACAUUGCCAAAGGCGCUGUGGAGUUAUUCUUGAAGCUGCGCGCCCGGGACCCGGCCAGCCGCGGAGACAGGUACAUGCUGGUCACCUACGACGAACCCCCGUACUGCAUUAAGGCUGGUUGGAAGGAAAAUCAUGCAACAUUCAUGAGCGAACUAAAAAAUCUCCAGGCUUCUGGACUGACUACUCUUGGUCAGGCUCUAAGAUCCUCAUUUGAUUUGCUAAAUCUCAAUAGAUUAAUAUCUGGAAUAGACAAUUAUGGACAGGGAAGAAACCCAUUUUUUUUAGAACCGUCUAUUUUAAUUACCAUCACAGAUGGAAACAAGUUAACGAGUACUGCUAGCGUUCAAGAAGAGCUUCAUCUUCCUUUGAAUUCUCCUCUGCCUGGAAGUGAACUAACCAAAGAACCUUUUCGUUGGGAUCAAAGGUUAUUUGCCCUGGUGUUGCGUCUGCCUGGAGUGGCUUCUACGGAACCAGAGCAACUCGGGAGUGUACCAACUGAUGAAUCAGCCAUCACACAGAUGUGUGAAGUCACAGGAGGUCGCUCCUACUGUGUUAGAACACAAAGAAUGUUGAAUCAAUGUUUAGAAUCUCUAGUUCAGAAAGUACAGAGUGGUGUAGUUAUUAAUUUUGAGAAAACAGGACCAGAUCCACUGCCCAUCGGAGAAGAUGGACUUAUGGAUUUGUGUAGGCCAAGCAAUUCAUUUGGUGUUCCACCUUGGCAUAGCUGUCAUAAACUCAUUUAUGUGCGACCUAAUUCCAAAACUGGAGUUCCUGUUGGGCACUGGCCAAUUCCAGAAUCUUUUUGGCCAGAACAAAAUUUGCCAUCAUUACCUCCACGAACAUCUCAUCCUGUGGUGAGAUUCUCCUGUGUAGAUUGUGAGCCAAUGGUUAUAGACAAACUGCCCUUCGACAAAUAUGAACUUGAACCAUCUCCCUUAACUCAGUAUAUCUUGGAAAGAAAGUCUCCUCAUACUUGCUGGCAGGUAUUUGUUACUAGUAGUGGAAAAUACAAUGAACUUGGAUACCCAUUUGGUUAUUUAAAAGCCAGUACAACUUUAACUUGUGUAAACCUCUUUGUGAUGCCUUACAACUACCCAGUUUUACUUCCUCUUUUAGAUGACUUGUUUAAGGUUCACAAGCUUAAGCCAAAUCUGAAGUGGCGACAGGCUUUUGACAGCUACUUAAAAACUUUGCCUCCAUACUACUUACUACCAUUAAAGAAAGCACUAAGGAUGAUGGGAGCUCCAAAUCUGAUAUCAGAUAAUUUAGAUUGUGGACUUAGUUACAGUGUUAUCUCUUACCUUAAAAAACUCAGCCAACAGACCAAAGUAGAGUCAGAACGAAUACUAGCAUCAGUGGGGAAGAGACCUCCCCAGGAAACUGGCAUCAAAGUGAAAAAUCAUUCUGGAGGUGGCAUGCCCUUGGUUCACAAUAAAAAUUUUAGAAAACUAUUGAAAGAAAUCAUAGGGGAAAGUGCACCAAGGCUGACGGAAUUAAAUACCAAAGAAUUUGCUGGCUUCCAAGUAGGGUUCUUCAACAAGGAUUUGAAACCUCAGACAUAUAGGAAUGCUUAUGAUAUUCCACGUAGAGGACUUUUAGAUCAGUUGACCAGAAUGAGAUCCAAUCUAUUGAAAACACACAAAUUUAUUGUUGGACAAGAUGAAGAUUCCCUUCAUAGUGUCCCAGUUGCACAAAUGGGUAACUACCAAGAAUAUCUAAAGAUGAUGGCUUCUCCACUACGAGAGAUUGACCCAGAUCAACCCAAAAGACUGCAUACUUUUGGCAAUCCAUUUAAGCAAGAUAAGAAGGGAAUGAUGAUUGAUGAAGCAGAUGAGUUUGUAGUAGGGCCACAAAACAAAGUGAAACGCCCUGGAGAACCCAACAGUCCUAUGUCAUCUAAGAGAAGACGGAAUAUGUCCCAGCUAUUGAGGAAACCACCAAUACCACCUACUGUAACUAAUCAUGUGGUUGGCAAGGGACCACUUUCAGCUGCGUGGUUCCCAUCUUGUCCAGACCUCAUAAAGCCCACCCUUGUACAUCCAGAUGCCACUGUCAUUCAUGAUGUCCAUGAGGAGAAGAUGGAAAAUGGACAAAGCCCAUCUGAUGGCUUCUUGUCAAAAUCUGCUCCGGCAGAGUUUAUGAAUUUGUCAGGAGAUGGGAUUAUGUCCAACCAAGUGGAUUCUCUGUCUGAUGACUUAAGUGGUCUUAGGAAAGAUGGACUGAUUCACAAACCCGGCAAUAAUAUACUUGUAGGAGGAGCCAAAAACUGCAGUCUCUCUGUAGAUGACCAAAAAACAGUAGCGCCUGCUUUGGAAACUGCGCCAAAUUCAUUGCAAAUCACUCCUGCAAUGGCACAAGGAAUCAAUGCUGACAUAAAGAAUCAGUUAAUGAAGGAAGUUAGAAAGUUUGGACGAAAGUAUGAAAGAAUUUUCAAUUUGCUUGAAGAAGUACAAGGACCUCUGGAGAUGAAGAAACAAUUUGUUGAAUUUACCAUCAAGGAAGCUGCAAGGUUUAAAAGACGAGUGUUAAUUCAGUACCUUGAGAAGGUACUAGAGAACAUCGAUUCCCAUCACCUUGUCAACAAUGUUAAUCACAUCAACAGCAAAUCAUCAUGUUAAUACAAAGACCAGUGAGGAAAAGGGCAAGUUUUCUGUGCUGUAGGAUGGAGUGAGAUAAUGUUACAGCCCUCUAGAAUGUUUGAAUCAUGGAAAUAGCCUCAGCAAGGCUAAGAAAAAGCAUUAGAGCUUUGAAUGAUUACCUGGAAGGGAAAGUUGGGCUUUUGCCUUAAGAAGUGUGGUUGAAAGCAUUAUAUUUGUUUUGUUGUUUCUUUUUCCAAUUGGGAAAAGUGAUGUUAACUGAGAAGGCUAAGUUCAUAAGACACCAUUGCCCCUGCCACAGGCAAUAACGUUUCCUCAUUUGAACUUUGCCAUUCCAUGCAUUGUAAGAGUGAGUAGGGACCACCUGCAAGUAGAUCACUAUGUGGCAUUCUUAUUAUGUCCUUCAGAAGCAUAUAAAAUCAAAGUAGUAAUCUUCUGUGCAGAACAGAUUUUUCAACAAUUCCUUACUGUGCCUUUUAAACCAUGUAAUAUUCACAAUAGUUUGAUUCAAAGAAUAAAAAAGCUGCUAUUUAGAUAACUUAUUUCUCUCUGGGAAGGAGCAGGGAGAGUCACCAAGCAAUCUACCUCCAGCGCUCUUCCAUUUUGUCUAGAGACAUUACAAAGUGCACCUGAGGCUGCACUAACCUCGAACAUUUCUUCUUACAUGUGACAACAGAAAGUCUUUAGGUGGACUUGUACAUUUUGUGCUUUGGAAGCACUAAAAGAAAAAAUAAUGUGUAUAUUUUCUUUAACGUUUAUACAAAAGUUUAUAUGAAGCAGUAUUGUUAUGUUUGUAUUUGUAAAAAUGUAAGUGUUCAGAGAUUUUCACUUUGCAUACAUGAAAUAAAAUCAUUUUAUUGAUUUGCA